CAAAUUUUUGAGAUACGAACAUCCGAGCCGAACAAACACCCACAACAACAACGUUUCCCCCGCCUCAGCUUCCCGCGUCUCACUCGGUUAGUGUUUGUGUAGCUCGCUUUGUUAACACUUGUGUAAAGCUGUGCUCGUAUUUUGUGCUUUUAUUUUGCGUUCAUACAACUUUAUCGCAUUUAAAACCAUGGGUCCUAAGAAAGUGAGUGUAAAGGAACAGUGCUGUGAAGAAGUUUGUUAAUUUUAGUGAAGUUUAGUUAAGUUCCAUUUAAGUGUAAAGUAGCAUUAAGAGUGUACAGUAGCGAGUAAGUGAACGAAAGUGAAAGUCUUUCGUCUUCCGUUAGCUCACGUCGUCUGAUCUCCAAGGUAAAUAAUACACUUUAUAGUAAAACCUGUUUAUUUUUUUAACAUUCUCUUUUAUUACUGUAUGUUUUUAUACAAUAUUUGUCAUUUAUAAAUACAGUACUGUACAUUUUUCAUAUUCAAAACACAAACAAAACAACUGGAGUGGAAUUUUGCGAGCUGGAACGGAUUAAUGGGAUUUCAAUUCAUUUAAAUGGUGAAAAUUGCUUUGAGAUACGAGCAAAUUGAGAUACGGAACGAAACAAAUUAAACUCGUAUCUCGAGGUAUUACUGUAUAUUCUGUGGUCGUGUGGUUAGUGGUGUUGCUCUUUUGGAGUGGUGUGUUGUUGGGUGGUGUCGAUUGUGCUGUUGUCAGUGCUAUGGAUGUUGGUGUUGAUUGUGCUGUUGGAGUUAUUGUUGUUGGUGGUGGUGGUGUUACUGUUAUGAAGUGGUUUGUGGUGUUAAUUGUGCUGUUUUAGUUGUUGUUGUUGGUGGUGUUACAGUGAUGGAGUGGGUUGUGGUGUUGAUUGUACCAGUAUCAUCACCUGGUAUCCUUCACCACUUUCCCCACUACCCUUGGACUCUUUCCUCUCCUCUCUUUCCUCAACCAUGUACUUUCUCUGCUCUCUGUCCACUAAACCCAAGAAAACUUCUUGUUCUGCUCCUUGGUUUUCAGAUGUGUUGUGCAACAAUCUGAGAGAGAGCUAAGAUCCUCUGAGAGAAAGUGGAAGAAAUCACAACUCGAUGCAGGUCUUGACUCUUACCGUACAUUCCUGGCCAAGUUCUCUUCAGAUGUAACUUCUGCAAAAACUUCCUUCUACAAGGAAAACCUCGAUGCUUCUGCACAAGUCCCUGGAUGCAGAAGCUGUAAAACCAGGAAUCCUGAACUCCAGAGGUAUCAGUACAGAGUUUCCACCUGUCUUAGUCAACAAGUCGCAGGCGGAUGGACCAGUGAAUAAAUCAGUCCAGUCCCCAAAACAGCCUCAGAAACCCAAACUGAGCGCUCAGCCAGAGGGACCUCAUCCGCCAGCGAUCACUGAGAGAAGACCUGACAAAGGAGAUGAGGACAGGAACACAGUGGAUCCAGAGCUGGUCUCAGAACCUCGGCAGAACAGCUUUAAAAAGACAAAUAUCAAGCACAGACCAUCCCGGAGCGAGCCACACACCGGUUUACAGGCUCCGUCGGCUGCAGACACGAGCAUGCACAGGCAAGGAAAGUCACACAGACCCUCUGCUCCUGUCAGUGCAGAAGACAAGACUGUAAGUGUGGAAUGUGUGCGGAACCUACACGAACCUGUAGUCCAGGUGCCCCGACAACCAGGAACGCCAAAAAGUGGAUCUGACCAAAGCACAAGAGAGGAAGAGAAUGGAGAUGAAGAAGAGGAGUGUGAAGAAGAGGAUGAGGACACGGCUGACUUCCGUGCUCCCAUUGAGCUGCUUGCAGAGUUUUUAAAGGCUGUGAUGGAAAGGAAGUACGCACUUGCCAAGAAACUCUGCCAAAUGAUUCUUAUUUAUGAACCAGACAACCCCGAGGCCAAACACUUCCUCCCGCUAAUUGAAGAGAGACUACUGAUAGAAGAAACCCAGAAAUGCACCAGCAGUGAAGACAACACAUCUGAUGAUGAUGAUGAUGAUGAUGAUGAUGAUGAUGAUGAUGAAAGCAGCAGUAGUGAUGAUGAUGAUGAUGAUGAUGAUGAUGAUGAUGAUGAUGAUGAUACAGGUACUGAUACAGAUGGAGGAAACAUCUGCUCAUCAUCAUCUGACAGAGAGAAGGAAGUCAUUAUCCAGCAGUGAAGACCGUCUCCUCAACAGCUGUCUAAACCUGUGUGCACAUUUUUGGGUUAUUACCAUAAUGUCCUUUAAGUUUCUUUGUGCCUUUACAAUCAAUUUAUAUCCUGCAAUACUUUGAAGAUCAAAGCACAAAUAAAUUUAAUUGUGAAUAGUAUCUGAAUAUUACAUUUUAUCUGAAUAGUAAUUGUGUAGUGACAUACUGUUCAGUAAUGUACUAUGCAGUGUGGGACAAAGCCCAAGUACUCGAAAAUUCACUGAUGGCCUGUAUUACAAAUUUUAUGAGAAUAAAAUUGUACAUUGUACACAACAA
Molecule: messenger RNA, 2443 nt
Organism: Tachysurus vachellii
Lineage: Eukaryota; Metazoa; Chordata; Actinopteri; Siluriformes; Bagridae
Gene: erich2
Product: glutamate-rich 2
Exons: 10
Coding region: 1177-2136 (319 amino acids)
Source: RefSeq, a predicted model, not a curated record